AUGGCUACUACUGGCAUCACCACCGUCAAGCUACAGUCGCUCCCUCUCGUGGCUAGCGGAAAGGUACGCGAGCUGUACAGCGUUGAUGACGCCUCGCUGCUCAUGGCCGUGACCGACCGUAUCUCGGCCUAUGACGAGAUCCUCUCCAAUGGUUUUGACAUCCUCCGCCAGCGAGUUACCGAGCUCAAGCACCAUGUAAUCAGCAUGAGUCCUCCGGCGGAAAUCGUCACUACCGUAGAGCGCGCCCUUCUUCGCGGCCGCUGCAUGCACAUCCGUUCCCUCAAGGUCUUUCCGAUUGAGGCGAUCCGUCCGUGGUUACAUCACGGGCUCAGCCUGGAGCGAAUACUCCAAGAGCGGAACUGUCCACGGAAUCCAAGUUCCGAACGGACUUCAGCUCUGCCAGGAAUCCCUAUCGGCGAAAAGGACGAGAACAUUUCGCCAGAACAGGCUCGGAAACUAGUCGGCGACAAGUAG
Cordyceps militaris CM01 is the source of this 474-nucleotide messenger RNA. Its product is annotated as phosphoribosylaminoimidazole-succinocarboxamide synthase. The transcript has 2 exons. Lineage: Eukaryota; Fungi; Ascomycota; Sordariomycetes; Hypocreales; Cordycipitaceae. The coding region runs from base 1 to 474 and encodes 157 amino acids. Gene Ontology annotation, molecular function: phosphoribosylaminoimidazolesuccinocarboxamide synthase activity. Gene Ontology annotation, biological process: 'de novo' IMP biosynthetic process. Gene Ontology annotation, cellular component: cytoplasm. The record is from RefSeq and is a predicted model, not a curated record.